Stomoxys calcitrans (stable fly) is the source of this 1508-nucleotide messenger RNA. Its product is annotated as ketimine reductase mu-crystallin. The record is from RefSeq and is a predicted model, not a curated record. Gene Ontology annotation, molecular function: hormone binding. The transcript has 2 exons. Lineage: Eukaryota; Metazoa; Arthropoda; Insecta; Diptera; Muscidae. Gene Ontology annotation, cellular component: cytoplasm. The coding region runs from base 194 to 1225 and encodes 343 amino acids.
AUUACAACAAAAACCACAUGGGCCCAGCCAUACCCACAUACCGCGAUUGCGAGAAAUCUCUUUGUUCCACACGAUUUGAGAGUUCAGUAUAAAAACAAUCGUUGUUUAGGCAUUUUGUAUAUUUAUAGUCGUCGCAAGUGAAAAGCUUUACUUCGUCUAACAAGGUAUACCGGUCUUACGCAGAAACCCUACAAUGUCUACAAAUGUCAGCCAACCUAAAUAUUUUGCAGCUGAUCAAGUUGCAAAAGUUCUAACAUGGAAUUUGGUAAACUCUGCUGUCGAAGAGGCCCUAAAAGCUACUGGAAUAACGCAAGCAAAUUCGGCAAACGCCAAGGCUUCUUAUGCCAUUCAGCCAGCACGUUCAGUAACACCUUGUGGAGAUUAUUCAAAGCUACUACUGACCAUGCCAGGCUUUGUGGGAAACUAUCAAUUAAGUGAAAGUGGUGAUCGCAUCAACACCCUCGCCUGUAAAUUGGUUACUUCAUUCUCCUCUAAUCAAAACCUGCAGCCGCCUCUACCAAACAUUUUAGCAAAUAUACUUCUCUUCUGUCCGCAAACUGGCCAACUUCGGUGCAUUAUAGAUGGUACACAAAUAACGGGGUGGCGUACAGCUUCCGCAUCAAUAGUUGCCACGAAGUAUUUGUUUUUGAAACGUUUUCCUCAAGCAAAAGAAAAACCCAUUAAAGUAGCCUUAAUUGGUUGUGGCGUGCAGGGCCAGUCGCAUGCACUAGGAAUGUGCAAGACAUACAAUGUUAUCGAUAUCUUUUUGUGGAAUCGUACAAAAUCGAAAGCCGAAAAUCUUGCCAGCAAACUACGAGCAGAAUUUCGAAAUGGUCUGAAAGUCCAUGUAAGUGAAAGACCCCAAGAUGCAGUUCAAGAUGCAGAUGUUAUUUGCGUGGGCACCUACUCGCCAAAUGCUUUAAUCUCCUAUAGUAUGUUAAAAGACGGUGAUAUACAUAUAAAUACUGUUGGUGCCGGUCAGGUCCAUUUCGGUGAAGUUGGUCAGGACAUUUACGACAAUGCUGUUGUCUACGUUGAUUCUUUGGUCAGUGCCAAAACGGAAUUAAAAGAUUUAAAAGCCACAAUCAUAGGUGAAGUGGGGGAAGUUAUUCGCAAUGAAGGCCAAAGGACAGAAAAUAACCGCAUAACAAUCUUUCAAUCAAUGGGCAUAGCCGCAGAAGACGCCACUGUAGCUCAAGCUGUCUACAAUGCUCUGAAUAAAUAAAAUAUUUACAGCCAAGAAAAGAAGUCUACAAGCAUACAAAUACUGUACGUAUACAGAAAAUAUUAAAAACAACGUCCAAUUAAGAAAUUUGGUCAUUUAGUAAAAAAAAUUGGCUGAAAUCGGUCCUAUAGAGGAAUUUGUGUUAUUGCUUAAAAAUUUUGCAAUUUUAAUUUAUGAUAAGCUCAAAAAUUCAAUUAACUCCAUAAACCAAAUAUUUGAAAGUUGCCUUUUCUUUUAGCAACUUUUUUACUGUUAUUAAAAUAUAAAAUUAAUAUUUUCCGCA